Molecule: messenger RNA, 585 nt
Organism: Serpula lacrymans var. lacrymans S7.9
Lineage: Eukaryota; Fungi; Basidiomycota; Agaricomycetes; Boletales; Serpulaceae
Exons: 4
Coding region: 185-412 (75 amino acids)
Source: RefSeq, a predicted model, not a curated record
GGACGAGUUGAGAAUAGGCCGACGUCAAACUCUAGACGUCAUCGAGCCCAAAACAUUGCUUAUAAGCCCCAGUGAAGGACGAAGAUAAGUACAUAUCUUCAUAAAGCACACAUCCCCAUAUACAAUAUAAACAAAGUCUACACUCAUCUCACUCAUAUAAAGCUUCUAAACUUUUAACUACAUCAUGGGUUCAAUUAUCUCUGCUAUCGGCCAUGGUAUUGAGGUCGUCAUAAUGGCUGUUGCUGGCCUAAUCAUGGCCAUCGUCGGUGCUGUUACGACAAUUAUCGUCACGAUAUUUGAUGUUAUUCUCGACAUUUUGUGCUGCAGAUGCUUCGGAUCUCGCAGAUCAGGCAUGCGCACAGGCAGAAGAGGGAGAAGAGGAGGGGGACUCGGAAGUAGCGGAAUAUACUGAGCCAGUUCUCGUCAUGACUUUUUCGAUAUACCCUCAUGACCUAGAGACGACCCACCAAUGCUGUGAAAGCAUACAAGAAUUGAUAUGUACAUGAUAGACUUUUACUUUUACAUUUACUGUACCUGGGCCACAUGCCUCUUGCUAAUAUCUCAAUUCAUUGAUUUAUCUGACUA